AUGAUCGGAGCUUCAAGCUGCUCGAUAAAAGAAAAUCUUACUCUGAUUGAUUCGUCAACGGUCUCUAGCAUUGUUAAGAGCUUGUCUUUCCUCAAUAAUCCAGAACUUGCAGCAAUUUCCGAAGAUGAUCCAGCGGCGGAAUACGCUGUCACCUUCUUCAAUAUCGACAAUGACUUUCUAGAGAUAUCUGGUCUGGAGAAUCCCACAUAUAACGAAAUGUUUGCAACCAGUGGUAAAUUUAAAAGAAGAACUUCAGCGAAUGAUUGCAAUCCACCUGUUCCUAUACCAGAAGCAGCGUAA
Molecule: messenger RNA, 300 nt
Organism: Ogataea philodendri
Lineage: Eukaryota; Fungi; Ascomycota; Pichiomycetes; Pichiales; Pichiaceae
Exons: 1
Coding region: 1-300 (99 amino acids)
Source: RefSeq, a predicted model, not a curated record